AUGUUCCAACGGUCACUUCGGACACCCGCCCUGCGCGGAGCCCUUGCCGCCCUUAGACCAACCGCCACCUCGCACACUCUCCUGCCACGAAUCGGCGCCUCUUUGUCACAAGCAAGACUCUUGUCCAAUGAAGUACGUCAAGCCAUAGACAGAGCUGUGGCAUCGGCUCCCGUGGUGUUGUUCAUGAAAGGCACGCCCGAAACGCCACAGUGUGGGUUCAGUCGGACGUCGAUCCAGAUCUUGGGUCUACAGGGCGUGGACCCGACUAAGUUCACGGCUUUCAAUGUCCUCGAGGAUGGAGAGCUGAGAAGCGGUAUCAAAGAAUAUUCCGACUGGCCAACGAUCCCACAGCUAUAUGUAGACGGCGAAUUCAUUGGCGGCUGCGACAUCCUAAUCAACAUGCACAAGGACGGCAGCCUGGCGCAGCUCCUGGCGGAGAAGAAUGUGAUCGUUGAGGAAGAUGCCGAGCCAGAAACCGAUGAUGUUGAAGGCCAGAAGGCCCAAGAGACGCGCGAGACAACGGAGCAAAGUACGGGUGGCAGGUCGAAAGAUGCAAAGGGCGAGAGCUCGUGA
This is a messenger RNA of Capronia epimyces CBS 606.96, 573 nucleotides long. RefSeq names its product monothiol glutaredoxin. The record is from RefSeq and is a predicted model, not a curated record. The transcript has 3 exons. NCBI's taxonomy places the organism in Eukaryota, Fungi, Ascomycota, Eurotiomycetes, Chaetothyriales, Herpotrichiellaceae. Bases 1 to 573 code for a protein of 190 amino acids.